This is a messenger RNA of Salvia hispanica, 888 nucleotides long. RefSeq names its product galactinol synthase 2-like. NCBI's taxonomy places the organism in Eukaryota, Viridiplantae, Streptophyta, Magnoliopsida, Lamiales, Lamiaceae. Gene Ontology annotation, molecular function: glycosyltransferase activity. The record is from RefSeq and is a predicted model, not a curated record.
UUCCAAAAAAUGGAUCCAGAGAUUGUCAAGGCAACAGCCGGAGCUUCUAAGAAUGCCUACGUGACGUUCUUGGCUGGCGCCGGCGACUAUGUGAAAGGCGUCGUUGGAUUGGCCAAGGGUUUGAGGAAAGUCGGCUGUGCUUUCCCGCUUGUGGUGGCGCUCCUGGCCGACGUGCCGGUGGAGCACCGCCGCAUCCUGGUGGAGCAGGGCUGUAUACUCCGUGAGAUCGAGCCAGCAUUCCCUUCUUCCGAUGCCGAUCAGAACCACACAUAUGUUAGGACUUAUUUUCUUCUCAACUACUGCAAGCUUCGCCUUUGGAAGUUUGUGGAGUAUGAGAGAAUGAUAUACAUGGAUGCGGAUGUGCAAGUGUUUGAUAACGUAGAUCACCUAUUUGAGCUUCCGAGUGGCUAUUUCUAUGGGGUGGUCGACUGCGUGUGUGAGAUGUCCGGCGAUGUCUGCCCGCAGAAGCUCCGGUGGCCGCAGGAACUCGGGCCUCAGCCCCCUUUCUACCUUAAUGGUGGCAUGUUCGUUUUCGAGCCUGAUCUCACCACCUAUCGUGAUCUCAUUCACACCCUCAGCAUCACCCCUCCCACCCCUUUCGCUGAGCAGGAUUUCUUGAACAUGUUCUUUAGAGAGAAGAUGAAGGUGAUUUCUCCGGAGUACAACCUAUUGGUGGCAAUGUUGUGGCGGCACCCUGAGGCUGUGGACGCGGAGAAGGCGAAGGUGGUUCACUACUGCAUGGAGGGGUCUAAGCCGUGGAGAUUCACCGGUGAGGAAGAGAAUAUGGACAGAGUAGACAUGAAGAUGUUGGUAAGCAAGUGGUGGGAUAUAUACAAUGAUGCUUCCUUGGAUUUCAAUGCCGCCGGCGAAGGUGGUGGUUCAUUAUAG